This is a messenger RNA of Seminavis robusta, 834 nucleotides long. Lineage: Eukaryota; Bacillariophyta; Bacillariophyceae; Naviculales; Naviculaceae. The record is from the annotation of a GenBank genome assembly.
AUGGACAUAGCAGGUGAAGAAAAGAAGGAUAGCUGUGAGGUGGAAGAAAUCGGAAAGGAUUUGGUUGCCGGUGACGGCGACGGUGAAAACAAUGACAGCGAGGAAGACGAGGAAGUGGCAGAUCUUCCUUCGGAGCUGGCAACGAAACUUGGAGACCGAUACGAGUCGGAAGAAGCUCUCCAAUCGGAUAUGAACGAAGCUGGUAUUGGAGAUCUCCCCAUCAUUUUAGCAGAGGGAAAACCGUGCCUGGUCGUGCCGUCGGACCAACACAAUGUGUUUACAUCUUGGUACGCCUUUGAUUUUGCCUCAUCGCGGGGCAAGUGGGGAUUCAGUAGCGCUUCCCACAACAUUCAUCUUGCGAAUGGAGAGUCUCGCGACCCCGAUCUCAGUUACUGGGGCUAUCCUCGUUGCAUCCUUUUCAAAGAGAAGCGCAAGCCUGUAAUUGCUGACAUCGUACCGGAUACGGUCAUCCAGUUCAGUUGGAAGAACAAAAAGAAGUAUGAGGUGGAAGCAAUCAAUGAUGUGAUGACUCAAAGCCUGGAAACAGAUUGUGGUGCUCCGUCAACCAUUUUUGCAAGAGUCGGCUAUUUGAUCAAGGUACAGUUUUCAAAGAAGCGGACAUUGCUGGGGGCGAUCAUGGGCAAAGACUCCAAAACACAAGACAUUGUAGGUCUGGACAUUUACAGACUACCUCAUGGUACCACAACUAUGGAUGCCGAAAACAAGACCAAUGGUGCGGAGAAGUGGACGUACUUUCAUGUCUGGUCCGAAAACUCCAGAUUGAACUUCAUUACUCAAUUCCUUAAAAUUAAACUCUUCAGACAACUUGGAUAG